CAAUCAGCUGCUUGUGUUCCAGAUGAAGCCGAUCUGCUGCGGGCCUUUGCUGCUGCUCGUCCUCCUUCCCAGCUCCUGCAAAGGAGGAAACAUCUUGGUGCUGCCUAUCGAGGGCAGCCAUUGGAUAAACAUGGACAUUUUAAUAAAAGCUCUGCACUCCAAAGGACACAGUCUGACAGUUAUGCGCCCCAGCAACAGCUGGUACAUUAAAGAUAACGCAUCCUAUUACAGCACCUUCACAGUUCCGGUGGAGAGGAGCUUCUAUCAGACGUUCAUCACCAAAAUCAUAUUCGACAUCAUACAGUUUGAGCGGGGGGCCUUGCCUCUGACCAGCUUCCUCCACGCGUCGUUCGGCAUGUUCAGCACGGCUCUGGAGAUUCACAGGGCCGUGAGUGAAUUUGUCUCGGCCAUGCUGGAUGACGCAGACCUGGUCAGAACCCUGAAUAACACCAGGUUUGACCUGGUUCUCACUGACCCGUGUUGGGGUAGCGGAGCGGUCCUGGCUAAAUAUUUGAGCCUGCCUUUAGUUUUCAAUGUUCGCUGGAUAAUAUCUGAGGAAGGUCAUUUUGCCGUUGCUCCCUCGCCACUGUCAUAUGUUCCUAUCACAGGGUCUGGCCACACUGAUAAGAUGAGCUUUUUUCAGAGGGUUAAAAACAACCUCUUAUACUCUAUCGUCCGAAUGAACGACAUGUUGAUCACGAAGCAAGUGUACCAGCCACUUUGUGAGAAAUAUCUCGGACCUGAUUGUGACUUUGAUCUGAUAAAGACCGAUGCAGACGUCUGGCUGAUGAGGACCGACUUUGUGUUCGACUACCCGCGUCCCACAAUGCCCAAUGUUGUGUACAUGGGAGGGUUCCAGUGUAAACCUGCAGAACCCCUUCCUGACCAUAUGGAGGAGUUUGUGCAGAGUUCUGGAGAGAACGGAGUCAUUAUCAUGUCUUUGGGAACUUACGUGCCUCAACUUCCAGAUGACCUGGCAGAUGGGAUCGCCGCAGCUUUCGCCAAGUUGCCCCAGAAAGUCAUCUGGAGCUAUAGAGGAACCAAACCGUCCACUCUGGGUAACAACACUUUGGUGGUUGACUGGAUGCCACAGAAAGACCUUUUAGGGCAUCCUAAGAUAAAGCUGUUUGUGGCUCAUGGAGGAACAAACGGACUCCAGGAAGCCAUUUAUCAUGGGGUCCCGGUGGUUGGUCUACCCUUAUUUUUUGACCAAUACGACAAUCUGCUCCGUCUGCAAGUGAAAGGAGCAGCCAAAAUUCUUACCCUGAACACCGUGGACAAAGACGACAACCUGUUUAAAGCUAUCCAAGAGGUGUUGAACGAACCGUCCUACAGGCUGAACAUGCAGAGACUCUCCAGCCUGCACAGGGAUCAGCCGAUGAAGCCGAUCGACACCGCCCUCUUCUGGAUAGAGUACGUCAUGCGGCACAAAGGCGCCGCUCACCUGAAAGCCCAGUCCUACAGAAUGCCCUGGUACGUCUACCACUCUGUAGACGUGGCCCUCUUCCUGACAGGAGCAGUGCUGCUCAUGCUCCUGGCUGCAAUCAUGUUCAUCAAGCGUUUAUGGAAGUCUGUGUGUGGACGUAAAGUCAAAUCCGACUAAAGAUUCAGAAAAUGUACGCGGGGACAAACUGGAGAUAUGACAACCGGUGUAGAUUUGACGUGCAUUAUUUUAUGCUCGUACUGAAACCUGUUUGCAAAUGUGUUUUGUUCAUCAAUAUGGUGCUAGUUAAGGACAUGUACAUUUACUUGCUUAUUGUAAUCCAUAAUGUACUGCAAUGCUUCAGGAAGGUAAGGUACAAUAAAAUAGAUGUAGUAAGCUGUGGAUAAUAUUCUAAUUUGUUUUUCCUGUUCCUAUUGAAGCAAAGUAGGUCUUAGUUGCUGUGUUGGUCAUUUUAAAAAAAAGUUUCAUGACAUUUACCAAAAGUGUUUAGUACAAAAGAAAUGAUUGUACCGUGUACUGCAUGUUAAUUGAGUCCGUAAAUGCAGCUUUUCAGUGUUUCACAAAGCUGAUAUGUUCCUUCUGCAAAACACACACACACAUUAAAUUUGUGUUCAGUUGAAUUUGGUUGCUGUUUUUGUAAAUAGGCUUGUGUUGUAAAUAUGUCUUUAAUAAAUGUGUACCAGAUCA
Molecule: messenger RNA, 2131 nt
Organism: Fundulus heteroclitus (mummichog)
Lineage: Eukaryota; Metazoa; Chordata; Actinopteri; Cyprinodontiformes; Fundulidae
Product: UDP-glucuronosyltransferase 2A2
Exons: 1
Coding region: 23-1603 (526 amino acids)
Molecular function (GO): UDP-glycosyltransferase activity
Source: RefSeq, a predicted model, not a curated record